AUGAAUCCUUUGCAUUACUCUCGCAAGAGAUACAGAAGAUCAGGCCCUCAAACCACCAGGGGUUACGUGUUUCUGAUCAUCAAAGUUUCGAUUCUAGUGGCUCUCUGGAGUGGCUUCACAUUGGUCCUCCUUUCGCACAAAUCGGAUGGGGUCACCAAAACGAUGGUGACCGUGAUGCCCAAUAAGACGGUCCUCAGGGAUGUUAAAAUGAAAGAGAAACCCGUUCAGAUAAUCCUCGAAGGAGCCAUUUGGUCCUAUCCCACUAAUAAGUUCCGAAAAGCACACAAAUUUCCAGCCGUCGCAGUUCGUUUGGAGUGGCGUGAUGGGAAUAUGAACUUUAGCUAUCGACGAACAGGCAAGUGGAUGGUUUAUUUAGCUAAGGAUAAGACAAAAAUGGAACCAGUUCGAAAGAUCUUCAAGUUUCACCCAUUGCUAUGGAGUAAUGAAAAUGAAAGUAUUAUGACUAAGCAUAUUUCGAAAAAUGUUUCUGAUGAUCCAAUGCCAAAAUGGUCCUAUGCCAAGACGGUGAUUUCCUUGGAGAGCAUGAGUGAGGAACCAGUGGGUUUGCUUAUGACUGUGAAUAAUUCACCUUUGCAUGUGAAUUCUUUGUGUGUCAUGUACGCGGCCUUUUUAAUUAUCGGUCUCUUAAUAAUGUUCAUCUGGGAUUUAGGGGAUCGAACCUUGUGCACCCUACUAACAACUUGUGCCGCUCUGGCCACACUAACAGUUGUGGGCAAUAGACCAAGUUUUAAACAAAUAAUGUCCUGGGUGGAUUUUGAGACUCUGAUGUUGCUCCUCGGGAAUAUGGUAAUGAUGUCCCUAAUGGCGGAGACGGGAUUCUUCGAUUACUUGGCUGUUGUGGCCUAUAGGAUAUCCAAGGGUCAUGCCUGGUUGCUGAUUGCCCUUCUGGGGGUGGUAGUAUCUCUAUGCUCGGCUUUUCUGGAUAAUGCCACUGUGGUCCUGCUCUUUAGUCCCGCUGUCGUUCGACUCUGUGAAGCGAUGGCCGUGAGGACAACGUUGGUUUUAGUAAUCAUCGCCUUAUAUGCGAAUAUCGGGGGAUCCGUAACCCCAGUGGGUGGACCACCCAAUGCUAUUAUAGCCAACAAUCCGAGCGUGGCCUCUGCCAUUGAUAUAAGCUUCAUUCGAUUUUCGCUACGAAUGCUUCCAGCGGCCGUGAUUUGUAUGAUAGCCGUAUUUGGCAUAUUCUACAUGACCAUGAAGGAGAGGAUCUUUAUGCUGGAUCAGAAUCAAAUAGAGUUGGAUCAGAAGAGGCGGGAUGAGAUAAGACCCAGAUUUGAUAUCCAGCUGCGGAUUGCCGAACUGCGAAGAAAUCAGCCAAGAAGGCCGUGGCUUCAACCGGCUUUUAACUAUUUUGAGACCCUGGCAACCCUGGAGGCGAGUAAUAGGAUUCGCAAGAAGAUGCUCCUGGUGCAAUCCCUUAUGGCCCUUGGAUUUGCCGCCUCCUGCUUUAUCUUGACAUCGGUGCCCUCGGCCAUUCCCGGAGCAUCUUUGGGCUGGAUAUCCAUAUUGUCUGCCUUUCUGCUGCUCAUCAUGGCCGAUAAGAAAGAUAUGGGUGAAACCCUGGGCCGAGUGGAGUGGGGUGUAAUGCUAUAUCUCGCCUCUUUCUUCGUUCUCACCGAGGUGCUAGUCCAACUCGGACUAAUCCACUGGUUGGGCCAAAAGGCGGUGAAGGUGAUGAAAACAGUGGAUUGUCCAUAUCAGACCAUGAUCGGAAUGCUCCUGAUCCUCUGGAUUUCGGCCCUGAUGUCAUCGGUUAUCGAUAAUGCUGCGGUUGCGACCAUAAUGGUGAGGCUGUGCAUCGAUAUGGCCUUCGAUGAUGGGGUGAAUGUGAAGAUAAUGCCUCUGGUUUGGGCCACCUGCUUUGGAACCUCUUAUGGGGCCAAUGGAACGCUUUUGGGAUCGUGUGCUAAUGAAUUUGCAGCAGUGGUCGCCAGGGCCUACGGCUACGAGAUCAGCUUCCGGGCAUUCUUCAGGGUAGGUUUUCCCAUCAUGCUCCUGACCAUCGUCAUCUGCACUCUGUUCUUGAUGAUCGCUGAUUCCGUUCUUUCCUGGCAAUAG
Messenger RNA from Drosophila takahashii, 2079 nucleotides. RefSeq names its product P protein. Gene Ontology annotation, cellular component: membrane. Lineage: Eukaryota; Metazoa; Arthropoda; Insecta; Diptera; Drosophilidae. The record is from RefSeq and is a predicted model, not a curated record. Gene Ontology annotation, biological process: transmembrane transport.